Messenger RNA from Macadamia integrifolia, 1645 nucleotides. RefSeq lists its product as uncharacterized. The transcript is spliced from 4 exons. Bases 839 to 1432 code for a protein of 197 amino acids. The record is from RefSeq and is a predicted model, not a curated record. NCBI's taxonomy places the organism in Eukaryota, Viridiplantae, Streptophyta, Magnoliopsida, Proteales, Proteaceae.
UUUCACUUUUAAGAUGAUCUUUUGGAAAAUAAAAAAGAGUCCGUGCCCGAUAAAAAACCUCAAGACCUCCUAUUCGAUAAAACCUAAUAUCUCCCUCUCUCACGCAGCUCUCGCAGCCCACUCCUAUCUCUUGCAGCUCUCUCCGUCUCUCUGGCUCUCUCAAGCAUCUUUCUGUCUCUCUUGCUCUCGCUUUCUUCUCUCUCUCUAUCUCUUGCUCUCAGGGUUCUGUUGGUCAGACUUAUACGCAGAUUUGGUGAAGGGCUUUGUGACCUCCAUUAUUUGUUUUAACAGACAAUUAUGGGGCAGAUGUUAAAACUUGGCAUAUCCUUCCUUUCACUGUAGUGGUGCAUUCAACAGGCAUUCUCAUUUUUUGAGAGAAGUGUGGACAUUGUCAGGAAAAGAUGGUGAGGCCGAGGCAAUAGGCUUGAUGCAAGGAUUAAUCAAGGCACAAGCAUGGCGGAUGGAAACAGAACAAGUGUGGAGCGAUGCAAAGGAAAUUGGGUGGCUACUUCAAAACAAUCAGGACCUGUUACUCAACCUUUGGCCUAGAACUUUAGUAAUAAUAUUUUAUAAUGCAGCAAUAGUGCAAUGGCUAAUAACCAGGUGGCUGCACACUGGACCCAGGCUGAGACUGAUGAAUUUGUUAAAAUAAUGAUUGACAACGUUAAAAAGGGAAAUAAGACUAAUUCAACUUUUAGCAAAAAUGGUUGGACUGAUAUUAAGGAGCGAUUAGAGUCAGUUGUGAGUUGAACAUUUACUAGAGAACAACUCCGGAACAAGAAAUUGCUGGAAACUACGGGUUUUGGAUGGAAUCCAAUAACCAAGACAGCAACAGGUGAUGAUACAGUAUGGGAAAAUGCUUUACAGGCAAAUCCAGGGUGGGGCAAAGUGUAAGAAGAAUGGGUUACCACAUUGGCCUGAGCUACAGAUGAUCUUUGGAGAUUCAAAUGCAAGUGGAGAUAGGGAAACUAAUCAGGAUGAGGAAGAUUUUGGUGAGACACAGAUGAACCAAGAUCCACAAACACCUCUCAAUAUGAGUUUGGAAGACAUAGAAGAUGAUUUGGAGAUGACUAACCCUUCCAAGCGUAGGCUUGACAGAACUCCUACUGGACGUAGGAAGAAGAGUUCAACCACAAAUGUGAAUCGUGUAAUGAAGAAUCUCGAUAAAUUUUGUAGUUGGAGAAUGGAGUUGGGUGUCAAUCCAAAAAUCACAUCUGCAGGACAAACUAACCAACCUUGUGGAUCAGCGAUAGCUCUGGUAGUAUUAAUACCUACCACAAUUGAUCAAAGUGUGGUUGGUUGUCAAGCCUUGCUGGACUCCAUACCUGAUUUGCCACAUGAUAUAUAUUUCAAAGCUGUGGAGCGUAUAUGGGAUGAUCCUAUUUGGAGGAUGUCAUUCUGUGCAACACUUCCUGAACGAAGGAAGUGGUAAAUCGUCUUACUGCUCAAUCUUCUGAUAAACAAUAGACUGCUUUAGGUUUUUGUGUGGUGGUAAAACAAUAAAUUGCUUUUGAUUUAUGGUUGUGGAUGUUUAUGGUACUGUCUUUGUUUUAAUUUGUUAUCUAUUGAGGUUUUUUUUAUAACAAACCAAUGAUGGUAUUGAUUAAAUUUAUGAUUGUGGAUGUUAUGGUAUUGCUUUAUGGUA